Messenger RNA from Amphimedon queenslandica, 486 nucleotides. Its product is annotated as anther-specific protein SF18-like. Bases 1 to 486 code for a protein of 161 amino acids. The record is from RefSeq and is a predicted model, not a curated record. The transcript has 2 exons. NCBI's taxonomy places the organism in Eukaryota, Metazoa, Porifera, Demospongiae, Haplosclerida, Niphatidae.
AUGAGCAUACCACAGAACAUUGCAUUUCACGUUGCUGUCGAAACACAGCCUCAAACGCAGUUUGAUGAGGCACUCCUAAUACAAACUACAUUUGAAACAAAGAAGGAAGAAAAAUACAACAAUUUGUCUUUCAAUUGGCGAGGUUGCCAUAUCACAAUUUGUCUAUGCCUUUGCAGAGCAGCAUCAUCUCCAACUGGAUGGAGUCCUGGAGCAGCAGGGGGAAGUGGCAGAGGACCUGCAGCAACUGGUGGUGGACCUCUAGCCAGAAGUGGAGGACCACCAGCAACUGUUAGUGGACCUCCAGCCAUCGGUGGAGGACCUCCAGCCAGGAGUGGAAGACAUCCAGCCACUGGUGGAGGACCACCAGCAACUAAUGGAGGACUUCCAGCUACUGGAGGUGGCAGAGGAAUUGGUGGUGGAGGUGGAGGACGGGGAGGACCAGCAUCAUCUUGUGGUGGUGGUGGCGGGCCUCCAGAUGGUGGUUAA